Messenger RNA from Letharia lupina, 603 nucleotides. RefSeq lists its product as uncharacterized. Lineage: Eukaryota; Fungi; Ascomycota; Lecanoromycetes; Lecanorales; Parmeliaceae. The record is from RefSeq and is a predicted model, not a curated record. The transcript has 6 exons. The coding region runs from base 1 to 603 and encodes 200 amino acids.
AUGAAGGUGUACGAGCCUCUGCCAAUCCUGAAGAAAAAUGGGGUGUUCAUAAAUUUCAAGCUGGAGAAAACUCCCCCAUCUGAGCUGAAGACACAAAGAACAAAGUGGCUCAGUAGAACGCCAGACCGUCCCUCUAAGCGUUGGGAUGCUGCCUCUACCAGGAUCUUGACUAUAGCUGUGUUCCAGCAUCGGUCCACCAGCAAGACCGUUGUUGCUAUGAAUACUCAUCUCGAUGACCAAGGUCCCCCACGGACAGAGCCCACCUAUUUUUCUUGCGACUUCAACAGUGAACCUGAACAAGAAGCCUACAAUGAGAUGACUAGUUCAACAUCUCCAAUGGCCGAUCUGCAAAUGAUGGUCUCUGAGAAUAAACGCUACGGAGAGAUCCAUACUUUCACUGGAUUCGAUUCAAAACACCUUAAAAGAAUCGACUUCAUUUUCGUGAACAGGGACGAACCAAAUUUGGCCAACAGUAAUUCUAAGAGAGGCAGUCCAGAGAGGUGGUGGCUUGUGGAGGGGUGCGCUGUUCUCCCAAAUCGAUUCGAGUGUGGAAUCUACAAUUCUGAUCAUCAAGUUGUCGUGGGUGACGUGUCUACGAUGUGA